AAGCGAAACCAAUCAAAUGAAAUGAAAAAGAGAAAAGUUAUUGUAAGGUUGAUGUUCUAGUUUUGUUGUUUGUUGCUAUUAUGCUAUUGACUUGAAUUGCAGUGUUACGAUUUAGUUCUAAAUCCGUAUAAUUAAUAAAUUCGGGCCGAUGUGUGCUGAAUCAUUUGAUAAUUCUCAGAAUGGGGUUUGAAAUAAAAAGGUUUCAAGGUGACGUUGAUGAGGAGCUGAUUUGUCCUAUUUGUUCGGGGGUUCUCGAGGAUCCUUUGCAGGCACCAGCCUGCGAGCACGCCUUUUGUCGCGCGUGUAUCACAGAGUGGAUCAGCCGUCAGCCGACUUGUCCGGUAGACCGCCAGGCGGUCACAGCAAGCCAGUUGCGACCAGUUCCGCGGAUACUACGUAACCUGCUGUCCAGGUUGUGCACAAGUUGCGACAAUGCCCCUCAUGGUUGCAACUCUGUGCUAAAGCUGGACUCCCUGGCAUCUCACUUAGUUGAAUGUGAAUAUAACCCUAAACGACCAAUGCCAUGCGAGGCCGGCUGUGGCCUCGUGAUACCGAAGGACGAGCUGCAGGAGCACAACUGCGUGCGGGAGCUGCGAGCACUCAUCACCACGCAGCAGGGCAAGCUCACCGACUUCCAACAGGAGUUAGCGGAGCAAAGACUGGUCAUCAAUGAGCAUAAGAGGGAACUCGCGCUUUUAAAGGAGUUCAUGCGCGCUAUGCGCGUGUCGAACCCGGCCAUGCGGGUGCUGGCGGACCAGAUGGAGCAGGAGGAGGUGCUGCGCUGGGCCAACUCGCUGGCGCGCGCGCGCGUCACGCGCUGGGGCGGCAUGAUCUCCACGCCCGACGACGUGCUACAGAUGAUGAUAAAGCGAAGCCUGUCGGAGUCGGGCUGCCCGCCGCACAUCAUCGACGAGCUCAUGGAGAACUGCCACGAGCGCCGCUGGCCGCCCGGCCUGUGUUCGCUGGAGACCCGCCAGAACAAUAGAAGAUUAUACGAGAAAUACGUAUGCAAGCGUGUGCCCGGCAAGCAGGCCGUGCUGGUGCUGCAGUGCGACAACGCGCACGUGGACGACCACAUGAUGGUCGAGCCCGGCCUCGUCAUGAUCUUCGCGCACGGCAUCGAGUAACGUGACCACAAGCUCAACCCAAUGUCGAUGGCACACUAAGGCUCUAUGAGGUUUCAUAUUCAAAUACGCCCUCUAUAUAAUAUGUGCCAUCUACGAAGCGGCCCAUUGUGUCUGUGUCCGUUCUAGGGACGGCAGGCGACGUACGGGAAGAUAGCAGUGGGGCGCGUCUUCCUAGAUGUUACUACCUACGAACAGGUGUCGUCGUAUUUUAUCGGAAACGUUCGUAUUUGUUAUGCUACUUCAGUCAACCUCAGUACUUUUUGUACUGUACUGUACUUUGUACUGUAAAUAGCAUAACACGUUCGUGCGUUUCCGUGAAAACACGAUGGUGAAGGAUUAUUCACUACAUCUGUAUAUACGGUACUGGUGGUGCUGAUUCGUAUGACCUUUUUCUUGACAUGUAGAAUAAAAUUGUCUCAAAAAGAGUCCAUGGAAAUGAAGUGGACGCCCGCCCCGCCAUUGAUAGACUGUGCCACUACAGUGAGUGCGUGAUCUACAUUCGCAGUGUUCGCAGUGAUGCUAGGUUUGCGGACUUUGGUUCUUUGUUAUAAUCUUAUAAUUAUAGAUGAAUCGUUCUCAUUAUUCGAGUGCGAUACGCCUCUAACUAUGGUGCGAUGCAAGCAUAAGGGGCAAAACUAGUGUUGUUUCGAUGUUCAUGUAACAUCCUAUCAGUUCUAGAAUUAUUUUAAACUCAUCGGUCGAAAUACUAGUCUCUACUGCUCUAACCUAAAUUUAAUAGUUAUUUUAAAACUUAACCGAACAAUGAGAGCAACCAUUAUCUAUUUGAGUUUUAAAAUACAACAUAAUUCUGACUGCAUCCAAACAAGAAUAUAGUAUUUUUAAAAAUUUUGGCAUUAUCGCGAGACAUCCUGCUUAUAAAGUGGAAAAAGGUAAAUUAGUAUAAUUCUCGCGACAAUGUCUUUGGUUUUCAAGAUUUCGAACAUCUCAGAGAUCUCAAAUAUAUGAAUGUGGAUGUAAGAAAUUUUGCGCUAAAAUAAAACUAUGUUUUAACUAGCACAGAGUUUAUAUGAUUUUUGAACGCUGAUAACUGAUUAGCAUAGCCAAUGAUUGUAAUAUUUACAAAAGUUGCAAAGUAUUGUUUAUAAGUGAGAAAAUUUUAAUUAAGAGUGGUAACAUUCCUAAAUUAAUUUGUAUUUUAUUUUAUGAGUUGCCUGUUUUUGAUAUAUAAUUGCCAAUUAAAUAUUAUUUGAAUAAGGAUUAUUACAAAUAUCAGUGAUUGUGUGCUGUGUUAUGUUUUUUAUAGUGCGUAAUGCUUAUAAUACUGCAGGGCUGCAGGGGUAUUAUUUACUCAGAAUUAUUUAUGGUCAUGCAUUUUUCUUGUUUUCCACAAAAUCACGAAGUAAGAAGUUUUAUUUUUAUUUUUGUCCAUAAUUUUGUUUUCGUAUUUUUAGUUGAAUCGGCAACAAAUUGCAAUCAUAAUUUUCGUAACUUUGUUUAGGUUAAUGAGUUUAGUAUUAAAUGUAAUCGAUUAAUUUUUAGA
This is a messenger RNA of Cydia strobilella, 2628 nucleotides long. RefSeq names its product E3 ubiquitin-protein ligase NRDP1 (gene elgi). Gene Ontology annotation, biological process: protein ubiquitination. Gene Ontology annotation, molecular function: metal ion binding; ubiquitin protein ligase activity. The record is from RefSeq and is a predicted model, not a curated record. NCBI's taxonomy places the organism in Eukaryota, Metazoa, Arthropoda, Insecta, Lepidoptera, Tortricidae. The transcript has 7 exons. The coding region runs from base 180 to 1127 and encodes 315 amino acids.